UUUUGGCUCGUUUUCAACAUGAAGUAAGCACUGUCUUCAAACUCCAAGAUAUUAAAAUAAAGAUAAGAAGACAAACACACUUCCUCUUUCACUUAAUGAAAUCCUUGUAGUCAUUGCAGCUAUGGCAGCUCUACCCUUCUCAACAAUCUGCAGGCAUUCCAAUUCAUCUUUACACUCCAAUUCCAAAUCAAGCUUCACUGGUUUCAGUCAAAGAAACAAUAUUGGCCACUUGUUUCUCAUCAGGAAGUGCAGUUCCAGAAGGGUAGUAAGAAAGUUAUGUGUGAAGAAUGUUGCCAGUGAUAAAAAGCAGGAACAGAAUGAACCACUCACUGAACAAGAAACUUUAGAUAAAUUUGUCCCAGAUUCUGCAUCUAUUGCUGCAAGCAUUAAGUAUCAUGCCGAGUUCACCCCGUCUUUCUCUCCGGAGAAGUUUGAGCUAAGUAAAGCGUUCUAUGCGACUGCAGAGAGUGUCCGUGAUUCCCUCAUCAUAAACUGGAAUGCAACGUAUGAAUAUUAUGAGAGGAUGAAUGUUAAGCAAGCUUACUAUAUGUCCAUGGAGUAUCUACAGGGUAGGGCAUUGCUAAAUGCAAUUGGAAAUUUACAACUUUCAGGCCCUUAUUCUGAGGCUCUAAGAAAGCUGGGACACAAUUUAGAGAAUGUGGCUAACCAGGAGCCAGAUGCCGCCCUUGGGAACGGAGGAUUAGGCCGCCUUGCUUCUUGCUUUUUGGACUCCUUGGCAACAUUGAAUUACCCUGCAUGGGGUUAUGGGCUAAGAUACAAGUAUGGUUUGUUCAAACAACUUAUAACAAAGGAUGGUCAAGAGGAAGUUGCUGAAAGCUGGCUUGAGAUGGGAAAUCCCUGGGAAAUUCCAAGAAACGAUGUUUCUUAUCCGGUUAAAUUCUAUGGAGAAAUUACUUCAGGGCCAGAUGGAAGAAAAGAAUGGAUUGGAGGAGAAAAUAUCAUGGCAGUUGCUUAUGAUGUUCCAAUACCAGGAUACAAAACUAGAACCACUAUAAACUUGAGGUUAUGGUCCACUAAAGUUUCACCUGAAGAGUUCGAUUUGCGAGCUUACAAUGCCGGGGAUCAUGACAAAGCAUAUGCUGCUCUGAAGAAUGCAGAGAAGAUCUGCUAUGUAUUAUACCCUGGGGACGAAUCGAUUGAAGGGAAGACUCUACGAUUGAAGCAACAGUAUACCUUAUGCUCGGCCUCUCUCCAGGAUAUUAUUGCUCGUUUCGAAAAGAGAUCAGGAAAGGCCAUUGAUUGGGAUACUUUCCCGGAUAAAGUGGUGGUCCAGAUGAAUGAUACUCACCCAACACUCUGCAUUCCAGAGUUGAUUAGGAUAUUGAUGGAUGUAAAAGGUUUAAGCUGGGAUAAAGCCUGGGAGAUAACUAAAAGAACCGUUGCUUACACAAAUCACACAGUUCUACCUGAGGCACUAGAGAAAUGGAGUUUGAAACUUCUGCAGGAUUUGCUUCCUCGACAUGUGGAGAUAAUAAGAAAAACUGAUGAAGUGUUCAUACAUGAAAUUAUAUCUGAGUAUGGGAUGAAUGACCUUGACUUGUUGGAUCAAAAGCUCAGAAAGAUGAGAAUACUGGAGAACAUUGAGUUGCCUAACUCAGUGGUUGAGCUGAUUAAUAGCUCAAUAGAGAUUCCUGAUGCUGAUCCUAUAGAGGAAAGAGAUGAGAAGACGGAAGAAGAUGAUGGCGAAGAAGAGCCAUCUGUGGAAGAGGAUACCGAAAAGAAAACAACAUGGACAUUCAAAGUUGAUUCAAAACAGCCAACAAUGGUUCGCAUGGCUAAUCUAUGCGUUGUAGGUGGUUUUUCUGUGAAUGGAGUAGCUGAGAUUCACAGUGAGAUUGUAAAACAGGAAGUUUUCAAUGAUUUCUAUGAGAUGUGGCCUGAAAAGUUCCAGAAUAAAACAAAUGGGGUGACCCCAAGAAGAUGGAUCCGCUUUUGCAAUCCUGAUCUUAGUAAAAUCAUAACCAAGUGGAUUGGAACAGAGGACUGGGUCACAGAUCUUGAGAAAUUGGCUAUACUUCGCAAGUUUGCAGAUAAUGAGGAUUUACAAUCAGAGUGGAUGGAAUCAAAGAGAAGGAACAAGAUUAAGGUUGCGUCAUUUAUCAAGGAAAGAACUGGUUAUGAUGUUAGUUCAAAUGCAAUGUUUGAUGUACAGGUGAAGCGCAUUCAUGAAUACAAACGGCAGUUACUGAAUAUCUUGGGAAUCGUUUAUCGCUACAAAAAGAUGAAAGAAAUGAGUGAUGAGGAAAGGAAACAAAGUUUUGUCCCACGAGUUUGUAUUUUCGGAGGGAAAGCAUUUGCAACAUAUGUUCAAGCCAAGAGAAUUGUAAAAUUCAUCACAGAUGUAGGAGCCAUAAUCAAUCAUGAUCCAGAGAUUGGAGAUCUAUUAAAGGUUGUAUUUGUUCCUGAUUACAAUGUCAGUGUGGCCGAAAUGCUAAUUCCUGGCAGCGAGUUGUCGCAGCACAUCAGCACGGCUGGUAUGGAGGCCAGUGGAACAAGCAACAUGAAGUUUGCAAUGAAUGGAUGCUUACUUAUUGGAACUCUUGAUGGGGCUAAUGUUGAAAUAAGGGAAGAAGUUGGAGAAGAUAACUUCUUCCUCUUUGGCGCGCGUGCUCACGAAAUCUCUACGCUGCGAAAAGAAAGAGCAGAGGGAAAGUUUGUAGCAGAUCCACGUUUUGAAGAAGUAAAGGCAUAUGUAAGGAGUGGUGUUUUUGGAAGCUACAACUAUGAAGAAUUGAUUGGAUCCUUGGAAGGGAAUGAAGGGUAUGGUCGUGCUGAUUACUUCCUUGUUGGAAAGGACUUCCCUAGCUACUUGGACUGCCAAGACGCCGUCGACAAAGCAUAUCGAGAUCAAAAGAGGUGGACAAGAAUGUCAAUCUUGAACACAGCCGGUUCAUACAAAUUCAGCAGUGACCGGACUAUUCAUCAAUAUGCCAGAGACAUUUGGAGAAUUCAACCACUUUUCCUGCCUUGAAAAGUUUCAUGUGCCUAAUUGUUUCUUCCUUCUUGAUUAUUUUUGGUUUCUGUUGCUCUCAAACUAUUUAUAAGUAUACAAGGCAGUCAUUAUCUUAGGGUGAAUUUUGAUGCAAAAUAAUGGUUAUUACUUUGUGAAGAC
Messenger RNA from Arachis duranensis, 3133 nucleotides. Its product is annotated as alpha-1,4 glucan phosphorylase L-2 isozyme, chloroplastic/amyloplastic-like. The record is from RefSeq and is a predicted model, not a curated record. Gene Ontology annotation, biological process: glycogen catabolic process. NCBI's taxonomy places the organism in Eukaryota, Viridiplantae, Streptophyta, Magnoliopsida, Fabales, Fabaceae. Gene Ontology annotation, cellular component: cytoplasm. Gene Ontology annotation, molecular function: pyridoxal phosphate binding; glycogen phosphorylase activity.